UUCGAAUGGAUAUUCCAGAACAUUAAAAAGUCAAUUCAGUUUAUUUAUGAAUCUGUAAUGGCAGAUAAUUUCACCACGAUCUGAUAAAAACUGGUGUAUAUUAAUCAAGCUGUUGGUCCAAGUGUUCAACAGAAUUUUCGUGAUACGUUACAGCGCUAGUUCUCGUUACAUUCAGGCGCCAAGUUCCUGGCUUACCAUGCCUCCUAAGCUUGAUCCUACUGCUGUUACUUAUUGUUACCUGAGAGUUAUUGGUGGUGAGGUUGGUGCAACAUCGUCUUUAGCACCGAAAAUUGGUCCUCUUGGCUUGUCUCCUAAAAAAGUCGGUGACGAUAUCGCAAAAGCAACUCAAGAAUGGAAAGGUCUUCGUAUUUGUGUUAAAUUGACUAUCCAGAAUCGACAAGCGACCAUCAGUGUUGUUCCUACGGCUUCUUCUCUCAUAAUCAAAGCCCUUAAGGAAGAGCCUCGUGAUAGGAAGAAAGUAAAGAACAUAAAACACAAUGGGAAUUUGACAUUUGAUGAGAUAAUAGAAAUUGCACGAACGAUGAGACCCAGAAGCAUUGCCCGUGAGCUUUCUGGAACAGUAAAAGAGGUUCUGGGAACGGCAAGAUCUGUCGGCUGUACAGUUGAUGGUCAAUCUCCUCAAGUCAUAAUCGAGAAAGUAAAUGCUGGGGAAAUAUCGGUACCUGCAGCGUAGUUGCAAAUAAAAUUUUGAGCAUAAACUAAAUAUCUUAAAAUUUGAUGUAAAAUAUUUUUCAGAACACCUUUCCGGGGUGUUUUUAUUUAUUUAUCCACAUUGUAUGAACUGAAAUAAAACGAAUUCAUCUUAC
This is a messenger RNA of Schistosoma bovis, 827 nucleotides long. The record is from the annotation of a GenBank genome assembly. Lineage: Eukaryota; Metazoa; Platyhelminthes; Trematoda; Strigeidida; Schistosomatidae.